AUGAACGACUACAAUCAGAGUUUCUCUCGCCUUCGGCUGACAAGCUUGGGCGAUCAAGAACUUCAUCGAAACCAGGAGAUUGCCCGAGAGUCCUCCCGCCAGCUGACCGUGCUGCUGGCCGAGGGCACGAAACAGUUCGACCAGAAACAACUGCAGAUGGUGAAGGUCGGCAAAGACGGGCCAGGGCAGGAAUUCCGGACGAACUUAGCAGCCUUCAGCAAGUUCCUGUCUAAAUUCUGGGAGACGAAGUGGCUGGAUGGUUUGGUGGCUCCAGAAUUUGCAGAGCAGAAGGACCUGGCUGUGCAGCUGAUGAACGAUUUGCAAAAGCAGAAGAACCUAUGUCCGGAUUGCCGGGUGAGCUAUUUCGGAACAUACUGCAUGACAUGCAACAGGUGCCCUUGCGGCUACUACGCCCACCAAGGUGUUUGCUGUGGCCACUUCGGUGCUGGGUGCCAGCGGUGCGGUGCAGCCGCGUUUCAGCAGGGUACCUUUUGCGAAAGCUGUGGAUACUGCGUACACGGUCGUCAUCAGUCAGUACGUACCGCCAAGAGACGCGGAUGCGAAUGCCAGACAACAAAGCAGCCUAAGACGGCUAAGACCUGCAAGACGGCCCUGGGCUCCGAUCAGAACAAGCCUGACCACGAGGCAACAAGCCGCGAACAGUUGACCGAGUUAGCAAACAUGGCCGACGCCCUCGCGAAGCUCUGUCGCAAGGAUGCCAAGGUAAUGGAGACCGCCGAGAAGGAGUUCCAGAAGAAGAUGGUGCUCUUGAAGGGAUUCGCCGAAGCCAUCAACGAUGUUCCGAAGGUCCUUCGAUGCUUUCUCCUCUUCCGGUGCGGAGCUAUCAAGGAGGACCCGACGUCGCUGAAGGAGUGGCUGAGCAAGGCCGAAGUCGAAGAAGUACAUCGUCAGCUCGAGGAGUUUCGCGACGAGGCCGGCGAGGAGAAGAUUGCCCGGCGCUUUGGCAAGUCCCGCACCGUCUCCGAAGGUUCCUGGUCUGUAAUGACUGAUCUGCACGGCGUCGUGAGAUGA
Symbiodinium sp. CCMP2456 is the source of this 1032-nucleotide messenger RNA. NCBI's taxonomy places the organism in Eukaryota, Dinophyceae, Suessiales, Symbiodiniaceae. The record is from the annotation of a GenBank genome assembly.